AUGUCCUCGGAUUUUAUUCGUCCACCUCCUGCUCCUGUUUUUUACCCAACGCUUGAGGAGUUUACUGAUCCCAUAAGUUAUGUACAUCGUAUUUCCCCAAUAGCAUUUAACUACGGUAUUUGUAAAAUACACCCUCCUGAUGAUUGGAAGCCACCAUUUUCGAUUGAUGAACAAAAUUUUACAUUUGUACCUAGAGUACAGGAGUUAUCCGAUGUGUGUGCUUACAACCGUGUGAGAUACCAUUUCAUCACAUCCCUAAUAAAUUUCUGGGAAGCCCAGGAAGUUACGCUGUUUGUCCCUCAGAUCAAAGGCAGAAGCAUAGAUAUUUAUCGUUUAUGGAAGCAAGUGAAAUGUGCUGGUGGUUAUGAGACCGUUUGUGAGAAAAAGCUGUGGUGUAAAGUUUGUGAACAAAUUAACUUACCGGCUAUCCCAUCGUUUGCUUCCGCUCUUUGUUCACACUACAAGAAAUAUUUGUUGCCGUAUGAUGCAUUUAUCGCCAGUGAAUCUGUAAUUAAUGAACAAAACUUGAAGCGUUCACAUGCAAAUCAAUCUCUUCGAAAAAAGCCAUCGGUCGAUAAAAUGGUGUGUUCUGUGUGCAAUCUCGGCAAUAAUGAUGAGUAUCUUCUAUUAUGUGAUGGAUGUGAAACCUAUGGAGCUUGUCACACUUACUGUCUCGACCCACCCUUAUCUGAUGUACCGAAAGGGAACUGGUACUGUCGUUCCUGUGUAAUUAGAAGAUACAAGCAACUAAACCAGUUCGAGGUGUUUGGUUUCAAAAGUUCAAAUGUGAAAUACACUUUACACACAUUUGGAAUCCGAGCUGAUGAUUUUAAGGUGAAGCACUUCGGAAAACCAACACAUAUGGUUUCAACUGAAGAGGCUGAGACCGAGUUUUGGCGCCUUGUUGAUUCUGAAGAUACCGAAGUCACCGUCGAGUACGGUGCUGAUUUGAGUGCUCAUGAGCAUAAGUCAGGUUUCCCAACUUCACGACCUGGAAGGGUCAGUCAGAAACUGAAACAUUAUAUAAAUUCACCCUGGAACCUGAAUAACACCCCUCUAUUAGAUGGUUCUGCCUUGAGAUUCCUACCAAGGGAUAUAUCGGGGAUGAUCAUACCGUGGUGCUACGUCGGCAUGGCUUUUUCCUGCUUUUGCUGGCACACUGAAGAUCAUUGGAGUUACUCCAUUAACUAUCUGCACAUGGGUGAGCCGAAGACCUGGUAUGGAGUUCCAACGGACUAUGCUGAUGCUUUCGAAAUGGCUAUGCGUUCCGAAGUCCCAGAAUUAUUUGUCAACUCUCCAGAUUUAUUGCACCAUAUGACUACUAUGGUUUCCCCAUCUAGACUUCAGGCACAUGGUGUCCCAGUUUAUCGCCUUGACCAAAUGGUUGAAGCUGUUAACUUCUGUCCUCCGGAUUGGCUUGAUUAUGGCCGAAAUUGCAUUGAACACUAUGCCCUUCUACACAGAACUCCUGUCUUUUCACACGCAGAACUGUUGUGUCGGAUGGCAAAAUCUGUUGAACCACUUAGUGUAGAGUUCUUAGCCGUUGUUAGUAGGCAGUUAGAGGAUCUACUAACGACAGAACGUAGUCUUAGGCGUCAUUUAGCAAGAAUUGGUGUCAGACUUACAGAACGAAUGGUCUUUGAGAAUUCAGACGAUGAGAAAAGGGAAUGUGAUUUGUGUCGAACAACGCUUUAUUUAUCCUCAUUAGGAUGUAAAUGCUCAGAAAGUAUGGUAUGUUUAGCUCAUCAUCAGAUACGUACCUGUUGCUCACGUGAUAAUCAAGUAAUGCGUUAUCGUUAUGAUUUAGACGAGCUGACUGAAUUCAAAGAUAAAUUACAGUUAAGAUUAGUUGAAUAUAAAGAAUGGAAAUAUCAAAUUGAAAAUGAUGUAUUCGCUGUAAUGCAUAAUAAAUCUUCAAGUAAUAAUAAUCCCACAAAACUGCAAUCAUCCACUAUCACUCUGGAUUAUGAUAAUCAUUCUACUGAAUCUAGUAAUAAUUUAAUAGAAUUGAAUGAUCAUUUGAAAUCUGUGGAUAAUGAUAACAAUGCCGGUAAUUCUAACGAUAUCAGUAAUGAAACUGUGAAAGCUUCAGAUGAUACUAUCACUGAACCUAAACUUGAAGAUAACAAUGCUGAUGAAGUGAAUGAACUUAUUCAUGUGAAUUUAAAAUCUUCCACGUCAUCACAAGUGAAACAAGAAGAACGUCAAAAGUUAACACUGGUUGAUUUGAAUAAACUCUUGAAAAUUGGUCAGACACGUCAGUAUCCAAACCCAGUAGUAGAGCGUUUAAGUCAUAUAGUUCAUACAAUUGGUGAAUGUUCAUCAGUAGUGGGCAAAUUGAUUACUAGCUAUAAGAAAGCAUGUGAAGAGAUGAAAAGUACUCAGUCAGUAGCAGUAAAAUCUCCUAAAUCAGAAAUGACAGAUUCAGGACAUGAAGAAGACGAGAACAACGAAGGACAUAAUUCAGGUGAUGUAGAAUUGACGCACAGUGGUAAUCAACCUGUUAAAGAGGUUUUACAAUCUUCCGCAUCCACUAAAUCUAGCUCAGAGUCAGACAAUGAAACAAGUAUUGAAGACUCUCGGAAUUCUACUAAUACUUCUCUGACUAAAGUCAGUCAAAUGAUGAGUGAGGGUGGUAUCGGUGUUGAAGUUGAGGAAGAAGAGAAUACAGAAGAGGCAGAUCAGGAAGAAAAAGCAAAAACUAUGUGUGAUGAAAAAAUAUUGAAUACAAGUUUGGAGGUGGUGCACAAUAAUUAUAAAUUUCGAUCAAGAUAUAACAAUUACCCUUGUUCAAAUUGGAAAGGAAAUAAAUUUUCUGCAUCGAAAGCUCCUCUGAUUUCAAAACUUACACUAAAUGAAUUCGCCAGUUUAAUUAAAUUGGCUACAAACUUACCAGUAGUCUUACCUGAAUUAAAUGAAUUACUAGAAUUUGUAGAUCAUAUUACUUUGUGGAGAAGUGAGUUACGCAACUUGUUGAUGCAACUAAACAAGAAGCUAAAUACUAUUGAUGAUGGUGAUGAUGUUCGCAGUGAUACUGACGUUAAUAUCAAUGGUAUUACUACCGCUACUACAAAUAGUAUUACCAUCAAUGAUAAUGGUAGUAUAUUUGAUCAAACUAAUGUAGAAGUACACAUUCGAUCUAUUUUACCGUCCGUAUUGAAAGUCGAAGAAUAUAUAAAUUUUGCCAGUGUAAUAGACAUUGAAUUACCGGAGUUAAAUCAACUAAAAAGAGUUCAUGAUUGCUUAACAUGGUUCGAAGAUGUGGACGAAAUACUAACCUUCAAAUAUACUGCUAUUUGUACCGAAAAUAAUAAAACAAAUAACAAGAAAAAGGAUGUUGUUGAUCAGAAUGUUAUUAACGAGUGCGAAAUGGAUAUGACAUGUAAACCUACACUGAAUGAUCUUUGUGAAUUACAACUGAAGGGUAAUCAAAUUGCCGCGUCUAUUGCGUAUGCAAUGAAUAAGCAUGAAGAUGGAUAUGCUUAUGAUUUUUCUUCACAUAGUGUAUUGGAUGCAGCAUUAACCGUUCAAAGUCGACGUCUUUUAGAAACUGUAUCUAAAGUAACGUUGGUGGAAGAAAGAUUGAAGGAAAUUAUCAACGCUGAACCUUGUAGUUUGUCUUUAGUUACUGUGAAAGAACAGUUGGCAAUGGCAAUGCAACUACCUAUUCAUUUAACUGCUACUUCUGAUGUUCAGGAGAUAUGCGAGAAGGCAGAAAAAUAUGAGAAACAGUUUAAUAUUCUUGCAAAAUUACUGUUUGAAAACAAUAAUUUAUCCAUUAAACAAGAACUAGAUGAACAACAGCAACCAGCACAUACACCGCGUGAUGAGAAUAAAAGUAAAGAAAAUAUUCACGUAAAAGACGAUGAAAGUUCUAGUGAAGAAAAACUAGAUGAAGUUGGAUUGGGUUCAGUAGACUGUACUCCAUCUAAAUGGCAGUCUUACUUUAACACCUUAGAAGAGAAUAUUCAAAACUGUGUCAUAAAAUUUCCACAAAUCGAUUCUAUCAGAACAUUGUUGUCAGAUUUGAGUAUAUUCUAUGGAAAGUUGACAAAAUUGUUUCUUCGACCUGAAUCAACUCAAAGUUUAUUGGAAAUCCUACUGCCACGAUCAGCAUCUGCUUUAGAAUGGCUUAUUCGUUUAGAUGGUGGUCCAGAAAUACCUGAUUCGUAUCGAAGUGAUUUUAAGUUGGAAGUGAACAAUUGUCCACCAACUACAUAUAAACGGCAUACACGAAGUCCACAUUUCCAGGCAUCAACGUAUAAAUCACUGUGUAAAGACAGUGCACAAGAAUUCGCUAAAAUUUCAAGUAUGAAAGAUUGGAAUCAAAUGUAUACUUCAGUGUAUAAUCGUUUUGUUGAAGCUGAAGUUUCAUUAAUGCAUUACUUACGCAGUACUAAUAUGCGUAAGUCGAGAGCAAAAAAUCAAGAGAAAAUAGUCUAUUGUAUUUGUCGACAGCCUGGACUUACCAGUUUUAUGCUUCAAUGUGAGCUUUGUCGUGACUGGGUUCACGGUCGGUGUGUUACACUCCCAGCUUUAAAGGACUCAGAAACUGAACGUAUGAGAUAUAUUUGUCCACGAUGUGAAUGCAGUCUAAGACCUGAUUUGAAGCAAGUUCUUGAGCUUCUGUCAGAUCUCAGUAGUCUCGCGCGAAACAGAAAUGAAUCAAACCAAAAUAAAGCUAUGCACAAAUUCGUUGCAGUUCAGCUUCUUUGUGAUCGAGCUCUUUGUUUCAUUAAGUAUAUUCAAAAUGAGAUAGCGUCUAAUGCAGAACUCAAACAAGCCCUAACUGAUUACGAGCAUUUUUCGAAUAUGACAAUGCCUUCAUUCGACUUAAUCGAGCAAAAUAUUUCUGAGGAGUUAAUUCAGCCGUCAGAUCACAAGGAUGUUUCUUAUGCUCCGAUGGAUUGUAAAAAACAACCUGUACGUACAACAUCACCUAGUCUUUCCUCACGUUCGAUGGGUCCCAUUCGUUCUGCAUCUGAUUUUCGAACGUUAAAGUCACAUUCUGUGCAUGGUCAUGGUGACAUCGAUGGUGAUAAGAAAAAUCCUCUUGGUUCAUACUUACCUACAGCUAAACCACGAAGUGGAAUCACCAUGCCCUCAAAGUCACCAUGGGAACUGAUAAAUUCCGCGACGUUAUCGAAAGAAAUGCAGGUCAGUCGUAAUCCUCGUGAAUUAAUAGUUGCUGAUAACAUUCGUUCUUCGUCAUCAAGGCAACCUGAUUUAGAAUCACAAUUUUCAGAUUAUAAGCAAAGUCGUAAACAUCAAUCAUUGACAUCGAAUAACAAUUUACGCAUGCAUUCAGGUGAACAGAAAGAAACUGAAGCUGCUGAAGCAUUGGCUGGUCUUUCAGCCUCGUUAAAUACUCAGUCUUCUGUUGUUGCUGGUUACAAACCAGCACAUAAUCAACGAUCAUACGGUAAUUUCAAAUCUGACGCUACGACAUAUGGUCAAAUGGGUAAUCCUGAUAGUUUUACUGCGAGAAGGUUCAACAAACAUGAAACUGUACGACACGACAGUGGUUUUAAUUCACGUCCUACUGAUCGAUCAGAUCCCUCUUACUUUCAUAAACGAAAUUGCGGUCAAGUUAUGUCCUCAGACCAUCCUCGGGAUCCCAGUAGGUGUGAUCGACCGCUUCAUUCAAAGGUGUUAACAAAUGAAGCACGCAGAAUAUUGGAAAAUCUAAUUAUGGAAGCGUGUUUACUAGAAGUCCACUUACCGCAAACACGUUGGCUGUGGCAGUUGCAUUUAGCCUCAGAUCGAGAAACAGCUUCAUGUGGUGCACUUCAUCCAUCUAUCGCAAAAAUCGAGGAAGACCGUCUAAAACGGCGAAUCUUACGUCAUCUCCAACAAUCGAAUCAAUCGAAAUGUUCUGACCGACCAAGAGCUGGUCGACGAAAAAGAGGGAGCUCUGGUGCUGAGGAUAACUCUGCUAAUGUAGACUCGAAAGUGGAGCUGUCAGAUGACAGUAAUAUAUCUUCAAGUGAAAUAAGUGAAUUACAAAAGCGUCAGCGUUACAGUUCAGAGUAUUCAGAAGGCGAAGAAAAACAAAGCAAUUCAUCUGUUUCUGAUCCAGUGCAUUAUGUCACAUCUCUGCCUAAUAGAAAGCCUUAUCGUCUAAGAGGUCGUGCCUCAGAUCUUGCUAUAGCAAGACGAUACAAACUAGGUAGACCUAAACGUUUGUUGCCUGUACGAGGUCGCAGAUCAGUUCAACGACCAGCUCAUGCAAUGGGAUACAGAUCGAUGCGUCCAGGUGUACAGAAACACAUGUAUAAUGUUAAGAUACAAGGUGAACUACAAUAUAAAGACCGUACGGUGGCUCCAAACAAAAGUAGUAAACUUCAACUCAUCAAUCGUACAAGAAAUCUAAGUGGUCAGUCUUGCAUACCUUCUCGGAGGACUGGACGCGUUUAUCGUGGAGAACGCUUAGUGCGACGUCUGUAUCCGUGUUCAAAUAACGAGUUUAGUGAUUCAUCUACAAGUGAUGAACAUGUAGAUGUGGUUGCGGAGCUACCAUUAUUAAGUGAACAACAUCUGUCAAGAAGUGAAUCACCAAGAUAUCAUAAAAUGAUGUCUAACUAUUCAAAUUAUGCUCGUAGCGAGAUUAAAAGAAGAUUAGCAUUUAGAUCAGACAGACUAAAUCAACCUUCACCAAUAAUGGACACUUAUGAAAGUGAACAGUAUGAAGAUUCUUCUACAGAAGAUCAAUUGUCAAAUUAUGAAGAUGAAGAAUGCCCUGCAAAGCCUUGUUUAAAUCCUCGUACUGGUACAGUAAAAUGGGUUCAGUGUGAAGCAUGCUGCCAAUGGUAUCAUCAGAUAUGUGUUGGAAUUCAUCAUGAAUUUCAGCUUCCUAAAGUAUAUCUUUGUCGUCGUUGUCAUCGACGUUCCACCACAACCAUGACUCCUCGUCGGAAACAACUAUCUAGCAGUAGAACUAUAGGUCGGUUGCCUAGGAGACAUUUUCUCAGUAAAAGUUCAUCUAAACUUCAUCUGCGUAAAUCUGUAACUGUUAGUCCUAUCAAGUUAACUUCACACGUAUCUCAACGUUCAGUUGGUUGGAACACUAGACCAUCUUUAUCACCUUGUCUGCCUAAGUUACAACCUUAUGAUGACCAGAAUGCCUCUAGUGAGGUUGACAAAGACGAUGACACGCACGAAGGUAAUAAUGACAAUAAUAUCAUUGACCAGAGAGAUGCUGGAAAAUCUGCGUUAAGUCAAGAUAUUCCAGUUCUAAAAAAUCAGCUACUUGACAGCUGGACUGAUAUUUCUCAAAGUUCUGAAGAAUCUUCAGUAAAGCAUCCUGCUAAUUCUCCUAUUGAUUCUUCACAGUUAGAUGAACCUCCAGUUAUUGACGCUUAUGAACACGUUUCAAACAACUCUACAAACACUGUGACCGCUGAAACGUCGAAGGGACCAACUGAAGUUCUGCUAGAGGCAUUAGAUGUAAUGAGUGGCGGAAUUCAAUCAAACGAUACUGUUUAACGAAACACUGACUAUUUAUCACUCUCUCUCUCUCUCUCUCUAGUAAUUCGUUAACUUUUCAUUAUUUCAGUUUUUUUAUAGUCGAAAUUUCAUUUAUUCAUAUCUAUUUAUUGUAGUAAAACGAUAAAAUGAGAGGAUUACAAGAAGGUGGCAAAACGUCGAUUAGAAGAAACUAAUUGACUACUUGCCAGUAAUUUUGAUUUUGUUCUCAAUAUUUGUUAGUCUUACACACGGAAACGUUAGCAUCGCCUCACU
Messenger RNA from Heterobilharzia americana, 7740 nucleotides. The record is from the annotation of a GenBank genome assembly. Lineage: Eukaryota; Metazoa; Platyhelminthes; Trematoda; Strigeidida; Schistosomatidae.